Molecule: messenger RNA, 994 nt
Organism: Gadus morhua (Atlantic cod)
Lineage: Eukaryota; Metazoa; Chordata; Actinopteri; Gadiformes; Gadidae
Product: achaete-scute homolog 1b-like
Exons: 2
Coding region: 151-771 (206 amino acids)
Biological process (GO): regulation of transcription by RNA polymerase II; developmental process
Molecular function (GO): RNA polymerase II transcription regulatory region sequence-specific DNA binding; protein dimerization activity; DNA-binding transcription factor activity, RNA polymerase II-specific
Source: RefSeq, a predicted model, not a curated record
UCUCAGAAGCGUGCGACGCGCAGAGAAAAGAGGGGAGGAGAAAUCACUUAUAAAAGAAACCACCGCGCACCGUUUGACGUGUUGUUGUCCUGAAGUUUCGGGGUGCGUGCAUCUACUCUAUAAUCGCUUGUAUUACUUCCUUGGAGAGAAAUGGAGACCAUGUCGUCGCCUGCGACGCACGAGAAUUUUUCCCAGUAUACGCUCCUGAUGAUAUCAGGGGGUCAAACUUUACUACCUGCCUCGGGAGAAGAAAGGUGUGCGAUCAAAGUGGAACCACGGCAGACUGAUCCCGAGGUGCUGAAUAGACAGCGCCCCGGGUCACCCCAACUUUUACGCUGCGUAAAAAGAACCCAUUUGGAAAGAGUGGAUUUCGAUUUCCCCCACAAGCAACAAUUUGUCGCGUCCGUCGCGCGCAGGAACGAGCGAGAGAGAAACCGCGUGAGACAGGUCAACGCCGGCUUCCAGACUCUUCGCCAGCAUGUGCCCAACGGAGCCACCAACGGGAAGCUCAGUAAGGUGGAGACGCUCCGGUCCGCCGUGGAGUACAUCCGAGCUCUGCAGCAACUUUUGCACUCAGGCCAGUCCAUCUCGGCGGCGUUUGAUAACUUGGAGGUGGCCUCCUCGCCUUCCGUCUCCAGCGGGCUCUCGGCGGGACCCGAGUCGCCCCACUCCACCUGCUCCUCGACCUCGGAGGAUGGGACCGGCUAUGGGACUUUACGCACCGAGGAACCCGAGCUCUUAGACUUCAGCGCCUGGUUGCACAGAUUCUAAAUCGAUUCAACUCAACCCCACAUUCGGUGUUUGCCUUCUCCAAUACUUGGAUGGACUUGCAACCAAGAAGAAUCGACAUGCUGGAAACCAACAUGCCUCACAUAUUCAGUUUGAUGCCCUUGUCUGUAAAUAUGUAAAUACAUGAAUGCUUUAUUUUUUUAAAUUCAUAUAUUUUUUACUUGUUUUAUAGAUCCUAUUUCUCCUAAUGUAAAUCAUAAUAAAA